CGGCCGCGCCCGCGCCCGCGCCCGCCCCCGCGCCUGGCGUCCGACACAGAGCCCGACCCCGGGACAGAGAGGCGACAUGGAAGCCGAGGACCUGCAGGAGGACCUGACUUGCUCCAUCUGCCUGGACUAUUUCGAGGAGCCGGUGUCCAUCGAGUGCGGCCACAACUUCUGCCGCGGCUGCCUGCACCGCAGCUGGGCGCCGGGCGGUGGCUCGUUCCCCUGCCCCGAGUGCCGCCAUCUGUCGCCGCCCGCCUCGCUGCGGCCCAACUGGGCCCUGGCCCGGCUGACGGAGAAGACGCGGCGCCGCCGCCAGGGCCCCGUGCCCCCCGGCCAGUGCGGCCGCCACCGGGAAGCGCUGCGGCUCUUCUGCGAGGAAGACCAGCGGCCCGUGUGCUUGGUGUGCAGGGAGUCCCAGGAGCACCAGGCGCACACCAUGGCGCCCAUCGACGAGGCCUUCGGCAGCUACCGGGACAAGCUUUGUAAGACUCAGUGUAGUCUGAAGGACAAGAUAAAGAAAGCCAUGCAUUUACAGGACAUGGAAGUGAAGAAUGCUGCUGAGUGGAAGGAAAAGGUGAAGAGUCAGCGAAUGAGACUCAGCGUGGAGUUUGCAAAACUGCACCUCUUCCUGACUGAAGAAGAACAACAAUUUCUUCAGAGACUAAGUGAGGAAGAAGAAGAGAUGAAUAAGAAACAUGAUGAGAACAUGUUAAAGCUCCAUCAGAUAAUCACUUCCUUGAAGCAGCUCAUCUUAGAGAUCAGAGAGAAGAGCCAGAGCUCCACCCUCGUGUUGCUUCAGAAUCCAAAAGAUGUGUUGAACAGGAGUGAGAACCAGGAUGUGAACUAUUCCCCUGAAAUUCUAAAGAUGAAGACUGUGUGCCAGAUACCAAUGAUGAAGGAAAUGCUGAAGCAAUUCCAAGUGGCUGUAAGUGUAGCUGUGGAUACAGCUCAUCCCAAACUUGUCUUCUCCCAGGAUGGGAGAUACGUGAAGAAUGGAGCAUCAGCCAGUUCUUGGCCAUUGUUUUCUUCAGCGUGGAGCUACGUUAGUGGAUGGAGGAACCCUCAGAAGAACGCAGAGUUUGUGGAAAGAUUUCAGCACUUACCCUGUGUUUUGGGAAAAAACGUUUUCAUUUCAGGGAGGCAUUACUGGGAAGUUGAGAACCGAGAUAGCCUGGAGAUUGCUGUGGGGGUGUGUCGGGAGGACGUCAUGGGGCUUGCAGAUGGUUCAAAAAUGUCCCCCCAUGUAGGAAUCUGGGCUAUUUGUUGGAGUUCUGCUGGCUUUUGGCCCCUAACAAGCUCUCCUGUAAGUCCUACCAAGCAAGAGCCUGCUCUUCACCGGGUGGGGGUUUUCCUAGAUUCUGGGGCUGGGGACAUCUCCUUCUACAGUGCUGUAGAUGGCACGCAUCUCCACACCUUUUCUUGCCCUCUGGUCUCCCGCCUCCGGCCAUUUUUUUGGUUGAGUCCAUUAGCAUCUUUAGUCAUCCCAGCAGUGACUGGUGGGAAAUGAGGUUGUUCUUCUCUUGCCCAAGAAUCUCCUCCCGUACCCCAGCCCAGAGACAUACAUCCCUUGGCCCUCUGCUCUCACUUCCCACAUACUGGUCCAGGGAGCACAUCAGUACUGUCCAUUCCAUUUCAUGUUUUGUUCACUCCCUGUGUGUGUGCUGUGCAUAGACAGGGAUGGCAGACCCCACUGGUUGCCUUCCCAGCAGCCACUUGCUCCACUUCCCUCCUUCUCUUCUGGUUCUUCCUAAUUGAACUGUUUGAUGGGCACCCUCCCUGCGCUUCAGGAGAGCCAGUCCCACAUGAGGCAAUUCUGGCCAAUGAGCCUGGAUGAGAAAUUUUCUAAGGUGCUUCUGGGGAAAGAUUUUAUAGCUUUAAAGAAGAGGUGUUUGAGGAGACACAGCCCCUUUUCUGAUAUUAGCAGGUGUCUUGGAACUGCGGAGAGCACAGUAACAGUGGAAAGGAAGAAAACAUGGUCAUUGGCAUCGCUGGACUAUUGGAAUUUCCUUAAUCUGAAAUUUCUUAUUAUAGGAGAUGAUUGCUCCCUUAUUGUAUAAGGCAGUCCAGGUUGCCUUUUGGUAUAGGAUUAUUUCACUGUCCCUGAAAUUUGACAAAUUUGUAGACUCUGCUUUUGUUCAGUCAUGUAAUUCUUCUCUCCAGUAAGUACCGAUACCCCUCACUUUUCUGGACCAGAAAGUUGAGAUCUUCCCUUACUCUGCCUGCGUUUGCUGUUACUGUUCUUCGCCCACCCACGUCUGUGCCCUCAAGUAUUCAUUAUGGUAUUCAUCUGUCAGAUUCUUACAUUGGAUAUGCAAGGUUUUAAUGUCACACCUAAAAUGUUGGGAGACACUUGCUAAGUAUUCACACUGUGGUGCUGGCCUCUUCGGUAAUGCUCUCACACAACUCCUGGCGAAGCUCAGUGUAAGAUGGAAAUUAAAAUCCUCUUUCUACAAGUAAGAAAACAGAACUUUGGAGGAACUCAGUACUGUUUAGCUGGCAGAUGAGAGUGUUGGGAUUAAAUGCAGAUUUGUCUGAAAUAAAAGCCUGUGCUCUUUUCUA
Canis lupus familiaris (dog) is the source of this 2556-nucleotide messenger RNA. It is a transcript of the gene TRIM4, whose product is annotated as tripartite motif containing 4. Gene Ontology annotation, molecular function: protein binding; zinc ion binding. NCBI's taxonomy places the organism in Eukaryota, Metazoa, Chordata, Mammalia, Carnivora, Canidae. The coding region runs from base 77 to 1504 and encodes 475 amino acids. The record is from RefSeq and is a predicted model, not a curated record. The transcript is spliced from 6 exons.